This is a messenger RNA of Lineus longissimus, 3200 nucleotides long. RefSeq names its product ceramide transfer protein-like. The record is from RefSeq and is a predicted model, not a curated record. Gene Ontology annotation, biological process: ER to Golgi ceramide transport. Gene Ontology annotation, molecular function: lipid binding. The transcript has 14 exons. NCBI's taxonomy places the organism in Eukaryota, Metazoa, Nemertea, Pilidiophora, Heteronemertea, Lineidae. Bases 119 to 2020 code for a protein of 633 amino acids.
UGGCGAAUGCUGAUUACAAGUGUCAAUUUAUUUCCUUAUAGAAACGUGUGUGGGGGAUUAAAUCGUGGCAGGAAUACGCCGGAAACUAUCUAGGUUGUUAGAUACCAACCGAAAGACAAUGUCGGAAGAAAGAGAUGCCCUCAGUUUGACCGAUGAUGAGGAAAAUGAGGAGGAGGAUGAGGACGAGGAUGCCCUCCCUGAACUUGCUGGCACACUGAGCAAGUGGACAAACUACAUCCACGGCUGGCAGGACAGAUAUAUUGUGCUUAAAACAGGCACUCUUAGUUAUUACAAAUCAGAGACUGAAACAGCUUUUGGUUGUAGGGGUGCAAUAAGCCUGACAAAGGCUGCUUUAACGGCACACCAGUUUGAUGAGUGCCGGUUCGACGUGAGUGUGAAUGACUGUUUGUGGUAUUUACGUGCUUCAAAUGAAGAGGAGAGGCAACGAUGGCUCGACGCUCUCGACCUUCACAAGGCAGCAGAGUCUGGGUAUGGGAGCGAGAACAGCCUUCGAAGACAAAGCUCAAUGCUGUCGCUUACAUCAACUGCCAGCCUUUCAACGGCUUCAACAUCAUCACUCAAGAGGGGGCGAGGGUUGAGGGAGAAACUACUAGAGAUGGAGACGUUCCGUGACAUUUUAUGCCGCCAGGUGGACACUUUACAGAGCUACUUUGACGCGUGCGCAGAGGCAAUGUCAAGGCCGUCAGUCCACGACAUGGACCAUGAUGAUAUUGACGAUGUGGAUGACUUUGAUGUGCCACAAGUCAACUCCUCGUCCAACUCCAGUCAGUCCAGUAGUACAAAUCUGACCAGCAGCGAUAGCAAGGAUAGACUCGACAACAAGCAAGAUAACCACAAAGUAGACAACCACAACCAUUCUGUGCAUAAGGAUAUUAACACAAUAUUCCAGUCACACGGUGCCCAUGCCAUUGAUUUCAAAGGCGAAGCAUUUACGUUCAAAGCCACAACUGCUGGUAUCCUGGCAACAUUAGGACACUGUAUAGAACUCAUGAACCAAAGGGAGGAUGCCUGGAGAAAGAAACUAGAAAGGGAAAUUGAGAAGAAGAAGCGAUAUGAAGAGGCAUACAAACAAAUUGUUACAACCAAAUCUAAACCAAUCGUUGUGGGUGGACCAGACUUUGAGGAAGGCCCACACUGCGCCAUAAAUGAAGAUGAAUUCUUUGAUGCCGUAGAUGCAGCCUUAGACAAAUUAGAAAAGGAAGAAUUUUUAGAAGAACAAAGGAAAAUCCUCCAUCAGCAAUCAACUAUAAGUAAACCUCCCCUGACGUCGUUGUCACCAAAGCAUAAACUCUAUAACGAGGUGAACGAUAUUGUUGAGGAACAUUUAAAGUUUGCCGACCUCGAUCUUCAGAGUUUGGAGGGGGAGGACAGUGUCUGGUUUAUGAUUGCCGAGGAUGGCGAUAUGAAGGUUUACAAACGUGAGCAAGAGGAGGACGGGAUGGUGGUCGACCCACUCAAAGCAUGCCACACAGUCAAGGGUGUGACUGGUCGGGAAUUAUGUACUUAUUUUUGGGACUUUGAUACUAGGAUGGAAUGGGAAACUACAAUAGAAAGCACCAAAGUCAUAGACUGGGCAUCAGAGGACACUUUGAUUUCGUACCAGUUACAUAAACGUGUCUGGCCGACCGCCCAGCGAGAGUCGUUGUUCUGGUCGCAUAUACGGCACUGUACUAGUGAUAAAGAUGAAGGGCCGGAUUUGUGGAUCGUAGUGAACUAUUCAACUGCACAUGAAGAUGCACCGGUGAACUCUAAAGCUGUUCGUAUCACACUGAAUAUCGCCAUGCUCUGUCAGACAAUCAUUAACCCGCCAAAGGACGGCAAGGAGAUCACCAGAGAUGACAUCACGUGUAAGAUGGAAUAUACAGCUAACGUGAACCCAGGAGGUUGGGCGCCAGUGUCCGUGUUAAGAGCCGUCUACAAGAGAGAAUACCCACGAUUCUUGAAGAAGUUCACUCAGUACGUCAAGGAUAAAACCAAGAACAAACCAAUUCUUUUCUAAGGCUACUGCGAGGACAGUACACAUCUGGUUAGGUUAUCAGAAAUUGGAUUGGUUGAGCAUGGGAUCCGGUCAUGGUCGGCUGAAGCUUAUGAUAGGAAUAGGAGUGUAAACAAGGGGUACUGGUCAAGGUCGUACUAACAGUGGUGUGACCCAACUUUUGUUGAAGCAAAAACUUGGUGUGUUUCUGUUAUAAAGGAAGUCAUUGAUUGACACAUCUUUGUCCGAGCAAAGUUUUGCAAUUUUUAUGAGGUGGAUAUGAAUGCUUAAAUUAAGGAUCUAAAUCGACCUUAUUUAAAUUUAGAUUUGAUAAACACAAAAAAAAUUAUGUUGAAAAGUCACCCUUGGGCCAAGAAAUUUUUUUGUGACAUUGGGGAAUGAGCGCAGGGGAGGUUUCUGCGAUGAACAUCAGCAGGAGUCUGGGGGUACACUAUGACCUCGGAGCCAGGUGCCUAAACCAACAGGUUGUAACAGCAGCCAGGUCAGAAUAUAGUAUAUUGGGAAUGAGGCUGAACAUCACCAUAUAUUGCAUACUCUGUAUAAUACCUUUUUUAUGAGGCAUGAAUAUAAUGUAUAAAAGAUAAUCUCAAAAUUUUGAGAUGAUCUCCAAGCUUAAUGAGCUUUGUUACUCAGAAGAAGGAUGUCUAAUACGUUUUACUGCAAAGUCUAUGAUUUAUUUUGUCAUCAUGUUUUUGUUUUCGAUUUGACCUGUUUCCAUCUAUUCAUGAACAUCGUAACUUGGAUUGUUAAUGAUAAUUUUCCCUUAAAACUAGUUCAAUAACGAUAAAUUUCUAUCGAGUUCGAGUCUUGAAGUGUAACAUUUUUAGCUCACCUCUUAGCAGAGGUGAGCUUAUCCCAUACCGUGGCGUCCGUCGUCCGUCGUCGUCGUCGUCGUCGUCGUCGUCGUCGUCGUCGUCGUCCGUCGUCGUCCGUCGUCCGUUAGCAGGGCACGUUUCGUAACUGUUAGAGCUAUUGAGUUGAAACUUGGUACACAUGUACCCUUAUGUAAUGACACCUUGGAGACCAAGUUUCGGUCCGAUUCGUUUCAUGGUUUGGCCACCAGGGGGCCAAACGUUAAAAGUGAAAAUAUGCAAUAUCUCCCUUAAUAGUAGUCGGGAAAUUUUGAAAAAAAUAUGGUAGGUACUUCUAGCAAAGGUGCAUCAUAUAUCCUCCGGGUUUUUGA